This is a messenger RNA of Linnemannia hyalina, 381 nucleotides long. The record is from the annotation of a GenBank genome assembly. Lineage: Eukaryota; Fungi; Mortierellomycota; Mortierellomycetes; Mortierellales; Mortierellaceae.
AUGAGCACCACAGUAACCCCAUUCGUCUGCCUCGAGACCUUCCGCCCUGACAACACAACAUCCUGCCUGCGCUACGACAAAGUAAAGCGCUGUGUCAAAGAGGGAACCGCAAACAACAUCCCCUUCCUCUGCGUCGGCCAAGAUACCAUCUCCAUCGGUGGAGGUGGACCCGUCAAUCCUGUGCCACUCAAUCUGACAUCGAGCGUCUUCCUGUGCAACCUGGCCGCUUGCCCUAAUGCUGCCCCCGCCAAGGAGGCCAAGCCUGAUAAAAAGGGCAGCAGCAAUACCAGCAAUACCAGCACUGCGUCGUCAGUCAAGUCGAUCUCCCUCUCCGGAGUCUUUGUCCUCGCUCUGGUCAUCUCCCAGGCUAUUUUAUUUUAA